Molecule: messenger RNA, 1663 nt
Organism: Solanum pennellii
Lineage: Eukaryota; Viridiplantae; Streptophyta; Magnoliopsida; Solanales; Solanaceae
Product: protein UNUSUAL FLORAL ORGANS-like
Exons: 1
Coding region: 1004-1417 (137 amino acids)
Source: RefSeq, a predicted model, not a curated record
UGUACAUUACACGAAUCUCUAAUGUUUUACUUGUCACCAUAUAUAAUGAGUAAAUAUUUUGUUCUAAUUUAUAUGUAAUGAAUACUCACCAAUUAGCCUAGGGUGUUGUUAGUUGAUUCAACUUUCAUACAUUAAUUUUUUCAACAAUCUCCAUAGGCCUGUGUCACCUCGCCCUUUUCUUUCGAUGUACUUGUCUUGUCCAUGCAAAUAUCCAUGGAAUUGCACGGAGUUGACCGAUUCCACCUGAACUAUUUCUCCUUGUUGGACGGCUACCAAUGUUGAGAUAUCCUAGCUCAGCCUGAGGUGUUGCUUCACUGAAAUGAUACAUGUAUCCAUCACUCCACCAACCAAAAAAUAUAUGAAAAAACAAAGGCUGCCAAAAUUCCUAUAUAAACUCCUAAAACAAACCAAGAAUCCAAAAGACAAACAGAGAAGCCAAAAAAGAGACUUUCCCUUCUAGUUUUGCUUACUUUUCUGCCAAACAAUUCAUAUCUCUUUCCUCAUUAGUGAAAAACUCCACCUCCUUAACUCACAUGUCCACUGAAUUUGAGAAACAUAAAAGAUUAAAAAUAACCUUAACUUUCCUUUUUACAACUCCCCUAGCUUCAAACUCAAAAUCCCUUUUAGUAUUAUCUCCAAUUAUACUCUAAAAAUGGAAGCUUUUCAUCAUCCCCCUAUUAGCUUUCACUUUCCCUAUGCUUUUCCUAUCCCAACACCAACAACCAAUUUUCUUGGAACUCCAAAUUCAUCAUCAAUUAAUGGAAUGAUCAUCAACACUUGGAUGGAUAGUAGAAUUUGGAGUAGACUUCCACAUAGACUUAUUGAUAGAAUCAUUGCUUUUCUACCACCACCUGCUUUCUUUAGAGCUAGAGUUGUUUGUAAGAGAUUCUAUGGACUUAUUUAGUCUACACAUUUUCUUGAAUUGUACUUGCAAGUUUCACCUAAGAGGAACUGGUUCAUUUUCUUUAAACAAAAAGUACCAAGAAACAACAUUUACAAGAACAUGAAAAAUAGUAGUGACUCUGGAGUUUGUUCUGUUGAAGGUUACUUGUUUGAUCCUGAUAAUCUUUGUUGGUAUCGGCUUUCUUUUGCUCUAAUCCCACAAGGGUUUUCUCCUGUUUCAUCUUCUGGUGGAUUAAUUUGCUUUGUUUCUGAUGAAUCUGGAUCAAAAAACAUUCUUUUAUGUAAUCCACUUGUAGGAUCCAUAAUUCCCCUGCCUCCAACUUUAAGGCUUAGGCUUUUUCCUUCUAUUGGUUUAACUAUAACCAACACAUCUAUUGAUAUAGCUGUAGCUGGAGAUGACUUGAUAUCACCUUAUGCUGUUAAAAACUUAACUACAGAGUCAUUUCAUAUUGAUGGUAAUGGAUUUUACUCAAUGGUGUACAACUUCAACACUUCCAAGAUUAUGCAGUUUUGAAUCAGGCAAAAUGGUGCAUGUACACAAAACAAAAACUAAAGGCACAAUGAUUGAAACUAUUGAAAGCAGCUGAAAAAUUGAACAUGAACAAUAAACCCCAUAUGGAAUAAGAAGUGGUCAACGAAAGAUAAAAUUGGGGAACAUUUUUAAUGUACUUUCAAUUUUGAAGAAAACAAAGAAACAAUAUGAAGAAAAUUACGUUGAAGUCUAGAACAAUGUUGGAUAAAGGAUGUAUGCUAUAGUAUU